AUGCGGGGGUUCUUAAAGAUUGCUGGCGCAGCAUGCGUGCUGGGCCAGCUGGCGGAUGCUGCUGUCAAGAUCAACUUCGACCAAGACCAGUCUAUCAAGGAUGGCGCAAGCACGAUUGCAUUCGGUCUGUUGAAGUACUACACGGGGAACAACACAGGCGAUGUACCGGGAAACUUACCAGACCCCUAUUUCUGGUGGGAAGCUGGAGCGCUAUUUGGCACAAUGGUGGACUACUGGCGUUUGACGGGAGACACGACAUACAACAACGUUACGUCACAGGCCUUGCUUCACCAGGCUGGCGAUGACGCCGACUUCAUGCCGAGAAACCAGACGAGAACGGAGGGAAACGACGACCAAGGAUUCUGGGCGAUGGCGGCGAUGAGCGCGGCAGAGAACAAUUUCCCGAACCCGCCAAAAGACCAGCCUCAAUGGUUGGCCCUCGCCCAGGCGGUGUUUAACCAAUACGUCAGCCGCUGGGAUACGGAAAACUGCGGGGGCGGCCUGCGGUGGCAGAUUUUCACCUUCAACAACGGCUUCAACUACAAAAACUCGAUCUCGAACGGGUGCUUCUUCAACAUCGCGGCUCGGCUGGCGCGGUUCACGGGCAACCAGACGUACGCAGAUUGGGCGGAAAAGGUGUGGGACUGGGAGACUAGUGUCGGCUUGAUCACGCCGGACUUCAAGAUCUACGACGGCGCCACGAUCGACAAGGGCAUGAACUGCAAGCAAAUCGACACGAUUCAGUGGUCCUACAACGCCGGUAUUUUCCUGCACGGCGCUGCGACCAUGUACAACCUUACCGAGGACAAGAAGUGGCUCACCCGCACCGAGGGUGUCCUCACGGAAGCGACGGGACUUUUCUUCAACAACAGCGCCAUGACCGAGCAGGCCUGCGAGCCUUUCAAGCUGUGCGACAACGACCAGCAGAGCUUCAAGGGCUACCUCACGCGGUGGCUGGCCGGGACGGCGCAGGUGGUGCCCUCCAUGUUUGACCGCAUCAUGGGUCUCCUGAGGCCCAGCGCCGAGGCCGCCGUCGCGGCGUGCAACGGGUCCCCCGCGUCCGGGUACAAAGGUCCAGCCGGCACGGCCUGCGGCUUCCAGUGGACACCCAAGGGCGUUUUCGAUGGCUUCGUCGGGGUCGGCCCGCAGAUGAACGCGCUCGACGCCGCCAUGUACAUGUUGGUGAAGAAGGCCGACGUCAAGACUGCGCCGGUGACGGCCAACACAGGAGGAACGUCUGUCGGCAAUGCAAACGCCGGUAUGAGCUCGCAGCCCAGGAUCCCCACGCUGCCGCCGAUCGAGACCAAGGACAGGGUGGCCGCCGGCUUCGCCACGACGGCCAUCACCUUGAGCAUCGUGGCAGGGUGCGUCUUUCUUAUAAAGUGA
This is a messenger RNA of Colletotrichum spaethianum, 1386 nucleotides long. Its product is annotated as mannan endo-1,6-alpha-mannosidase DCW1. Gene Ontology annotation, molecular function: mannan endo-1,6-alpha-mannosidase activity. The record is from RefSeq and is a predicted model, not a curated record. Bases 1 to 1386 code for a protein of 461 amino acids. Gene Ontology annotation, biological process: fungal-type cell wall biogenesis; carbohydrate catabolic process. Lineage: Eukaryota; Fungi; Ascomycota; Sordariomycetes; Glomerellales; Glomerellaceae. The transcript is spliced from 2 exons.